Messenger RNA from Cylicostephanus goldi, 675 nucleotides. NCBI's taxonomy places the organism in Eukaryota, Metazoa, Nematoda, Chromadorea, Rhabditida, Strongylidae. The record is from the annotation of a GenBank genome assembly.
GACUCUACCUUGGACAGUCGUUUGCCUAAUCCAAGGCAAUCUGUUCUGUGGUCUGAUGAACUGCUGGGUGGAUCGCGAUCUGGUGAAGUUAGAGAUGGAGCAUUUAAAGGCUGGAUGCUUGAAAAUAAAUCUCGAGUAAUCAGACGAGCUGUUGGAGCGAGUUCUAGGCCGAUGAGUGUGACUUCGUUCCUCGCGUUUAUUGGCUCUUCUAACAUUCAGCAGCUCCUGGGAUCUCCCGCCGCACAGAGACGCUGUCCUAUACCAAGAACUUGGCAAACUCUUGAGCUCGUACAUGGUAGUCCGCAUGUCUUCGUCGGUGGAGAUAUGGUGCUCCUUGCGAACUCUGCUAACGAUCCCGCUUUCUUUCUACAUCACUGUUUCAUCGAUUACAUUUGGGAGACGUGGCGACAGGCAAAACAGGUCAAGCAGCAAGAUCGAGAAAGUGAGUAUCCAAGGGAUGACUCUCGAUGUAGCAGUGCUGCCCAUUUUGCUCGUGCUCCCAUGCUUCCAUUUUCACCUAUGUUAAAUAUCGAUGGCCUAAGCAACGAGUACACAGGUAGUUUUUAUCUCCUUAUUAUCUCUAUCGGUACGCUGGGCGACCCACCUGCUCACACAACAAUCGCAAUUGCGGAUCGAGGUAAGCCGCACAAACUAUCCGCAUGCGUAUGCUUAUAA